GACUUGGCCUUUUGCUUUCUGGGUUUUGUAGUUUCCUUGUCUCCUUUCCCAGCGUGGUAACCUUAGAGACGCCGGUAGUGAUGGUGGCGGCGGUUGUUACGGUUUCUUUCCCUCCGAAGCCGGAAGCGCCGUGAGGGAAGCUAGAAGGUGGUCUGGUCUCGGGGCGGCAGGCGGGAGCGGCGUUGCCAGGGGCUGGGCUGCGGCGGGCAGGACCGCGCUCCGCUCGGCGGCGGCGCACCUGGCUGGAGGACGGUAUUUCUCUCUCUCUCUCUCUCUUACGAGCCCACUUGGAUUAAGAUGGAGGACUAUGAGACAUUCUGCAACAAGCAGCUUGCUAAAUUCCAAGGAGACCUAGAGCAGAGGGAAGCCUCUCCUCCUGUUCGACACAAAAAUAUUUCACUUAUUCAGUUCAAUGGUGUUCCUGUGCUUUCUCCGCUGCUUAGUCUUGAGAGAAAAAAGGAACUACAGCAAGACAGACAAAAAGCUCUGGAUUUAGAACUCUGGCGACAGAAUUCCAGGAAAAGAAUCUUGUUGAAUCGUGUUCAGGAGAUUCUGGAAAAUGUGCAGAUGAAGAAAUUGUCCAAUCAAAGUGAUUUAGAUCAGUCUGAGACAGAGACUAUUCAUUCGGAUUCAGUAUCCAAAGUGUUGAAUGGCUUUGUAAUGCAAUCAAACGGUGUUUUGCCAAGUCCUGUUGCUCUUGGUGAGUUUGUGGAACCCAGAAGGGCACUGGAGGAUAAGCCAGCAGACGUACAUGCCGUAUCAAGUGGGAACUCUCUUGGAGAAAAGGAACAGUUCGACCCCCAUGAACCAAAGGACGCUUCCUCCAGCCUGUCUGAAAAGAGACCUUGCCCAGAAGGUAUAUUUUCCAAUCCAAUAAACCUCCCUUCUUCAAAUGAUACUGGAAAGAAAGACAGCAUUGAGAUGGUGUGGCCUGAUGCAGAAGGGCCAGAUCAUUAUGUAAUGAGUCUUCAGAACCUCUUGAAAAAAUCCAAGGAGUACAUGCAGAGAGAACAGACCAGGCGUAGCGUGCGAAGUACUUCAAAGAGAAGCGGUAGCAAAAGCCAUUCGGACAAAGAGAAUGAUGCAGUGAAAAUGAGCGACUCGGUGAAAGAAAGGGGGAAGUUAGUGGGCAGAAGUGGUAUGGUCACGACAUCUGAUAAGCCAGGUCUUACUAAAUCCAACACUUCUCUGCAAAGUACCUCAGUUCCUAAAAAUAGUAUAGCAUCAUCCAGUUUUUCUAAAGUGGAUAUACCAAUGAGAUCCGGAACGCCUCCUGUUUUGGAUUCGGAUUCAGACGAAGACUUUAAAAACACUGUUUUCUUUGAACAUGACAGCAGCAUUCUCAGAAGCCUCACAGGUUCUUACUCAAAGCUACCCAGCCCAGAGCCAAGCAUGAGCCCCAAAAUGCACAGAAGACGUCCAAGGCCUUCUUCAAUGGGACAAAUUGUCAUUAGCCACCCUGUAAACGCCUGUGAAUUAAGCCCUAAAGAAAAGGGAAGAGCAGCGGACUUGAUCACCCAGGAUGCUAGUGAUAGGCAAAUUGCAUCUGAUCCUAUGCCAAAACGGACUCCAGAAGUUGCUCCCAUUUGCUCUAGCAAAGUCCACGCUUUCCACAGGAGCUCUUCGGACAUCUAUGAUGAUUUGGUGGUCGGCAAACGAAAUCAAGUGUGCCAGGUUUCUGUUGGUCAACGAGAGAACCAAACGCUCCCAGUCAGUGCCACAGUAGAAGGAGACAUCAUGUUAGAUGGAGCUAGAGGAUCAAGUACUUGCCUUUCAAACUCAAGUCCGCAGGAAGGGCAUGCCAUCAGCUGUCCCGUUAUAAUGCAAAACACCGCAAAUGUCAGUGGAGCCAAGCAAUUUGGCGUGCUAGACAAAGCCAAAUGUAGCGCACCCACGGAACUCAAUAAAUCUUACGAUGUUGACACGCCAUCUCCUUUACUUAUGCAAACGCAGCAUAAACAUCAGGUGGAUACCCCAAACCUGUCUCCUGGAAAUGAUCAGACUUUAGAAAAUGGGACUGAAAAGGUGAAAUGUAGGCUUGAGUUGGAUGCAGACAGCAUGCAGAAGGAAAACACGCCUUGUGUUGCUACUACAGAAACCAGCGUAAGAGAGAGACGAUGGCCACAUGAUCAAAGGUGUCCUGAGGGAUCUGCACCUGGUACCAGGAAUGAAAUGCCAGAAAGACCUGUCAGUGAAGAGGAAGCUCUAAAACAGAAAAUGCUGGCCUUUGAAGAACUGAGGAGGAGACUGGAAGAGCAGCAUGCUCAGCAACUCUCAUUAUUGAUCGCUGAGCAAGAGAGAGAACAGGAAAGGCUGCAGAAGGAGAUAGAAGAGCAGGAACGCAGAUUUAAAGGGACGAAAAUGGCAAUUGCUGAAAUGGACAUUCCCCAAAUUGCUGUUGGCAGUGGGAUGGAUUUGGAGUGGAGAAAGACCAGUGACCCUCGCUUGUUGCAAUCUGUGCUGACUCGAGUGGAAACAAUCCAGAGCAUAAACUCUGAGAGUGCUGGUUUUGCCAAUACCACCAUACCUGGUUUGACCACUGAAUCUCCAUUCUACCUUUGGGAACCACCAGCAAGUGGAAAAUCAGUUUUGGCAUCCAGGUCUAUUAGCAGGAGUAAAAUGCGAUGGUCUCAGGUGUACAGUUCUGAGAUGAAAAGGAAACUAAACAGGAUAUCUGCUCUGGCAAAAGGAUUUCUAACUCGUAGACUCUUGCAGACAGAGAAACUGAAACACCUUAGACAAACUGUGAAAGAUACAAUGGAAUUCAUUAAAAACUUCCAGUCAGAAGCUCCGUUAAAGAGAGGAGGCGUUUCAGCUCAAGAUGCUAACCUGCAGGAGAGAGUGGCAGCUCAGCUGCGAGCUGCUUUGUAUGACAUUCACGACAUCUUUUUCAAAAUGGAAGUGUUUGAGAGAAUGAGCAUUCUGCGUCACGACCGAGAGGUCCGCAAAGAGAAAAUGCUCCGGCAACUGGACAAAGCAAAGGCCCCAAGAGAGAGAGUGACACUUUCUACAGCCACACAGAAGUCUCUGGACAGGAGGAAAUACAUGACGUAUGUGGGGAAACGGGCUUCUGACAUGGGAAUGCCAAAUAAAAAAAUUUUGAAACAAAAGACUCCAGAAAACAGAGUUCUUCAGCCAAACCAGGGUCAAAAUGCUCCUGUUCAAAGACUCCUUUCUAGGCAAGGGAGUAUAUGCGGGAAGAAUCCAAAAAAAGAAGCCAAAUGUUGUGACAACUUAAGACGGCAGCAUUCACUGGGCUAAAAGGCCGCUUUGAUCUGUCUGUAAAUGCUCUCCACUGGUUUGGAUCUUCCUGCUGUUGCACAUAUUGAUGGCUUGAAUUGGCAAGCAUACAUUUUGUGAUAUUGCUUCGAUUUCUAAGAGAGAGGGAAUGGAAUUAAAAGAGAAAUGAACAGCACAACAAACUCUAAAAAAGAAUGUAUUCUGCAUGUUUCAACCCUCUUGUGUAUUUGUUGUUUGCUUAUACUCAAAACAGUAAUAUGCAUUGUACACCCUCAGGAAAAUGUGUAUAUGGUGAUUUAAUGAGAACAUUUUUGCAAAUUUGAACCUGUACUGCACUCUUUAUAGUGCAAUAAAUGAACUCAAAAUGAUGCUUCAUAUGUUCUGCAUUAAUAGUUGUCUAUAUCAUUCUCUAUAUUUAUAUCACCAAGUCUAAGCCACUUCGGCCCCACUGAAAUCAAUGGAUCUAAUUCUGGCUUUCAUGUUGGCUAUGUUGGCUUUAACCCUUUGUGACUGACACUGUUAGCCUUCCAGCAUAAAUACCGAUUGCUCCUUCCUGCUGCCAUGCUAUUGCUUCUAGUACACUCUGCAAUAUUACUUAAGAGGUAUCCCAAAGUUUGAUUUUUACAGUAAGCAAACUUGAAAGUGCAGUCAGCACCUCCAUCUCUUGUCUGUGGAUCAGCAGUCACCAAAUCAGAGGGUUAAAUUGCCAGUUCCCCUAUACAUACAAAGAGGACAAAGUCUACAUAAAUUGUAGCAACAGCAAUUACUGUAUAUAGGGGGCUUCUUUUGCUACAUGUUUGCCUCACUUUGUCUUGUAUAUAUAUUUUUCUGUAAACAAAAUAUUUUGAAUUUUUAAUGAAGAAAGGAUACUCUUUUUUUUGCCAUUUGGGACAGAACUGUAACAAAGUCCUUUUGGUUUCCAAGGGCUAAUUAUCCAAAUUAUAUUUGCAAUUAUUUGUUAUUUUGAAUAAAAAUGAUGACUAUUGACUAAAUUUUGCAGAACUGCUUAAAUCCUGUUACAUUACCAGAAAGUUAAGCUCUUACAUUACUAAAGCCAUGUCUGAAAAAAGGGACUUAUUUAAGUAAGCUAUUCGUGCUUGUUGUUAGACAGAGAUGAAUUACUUAGAUCUCAGCAUGGCUAUGAAAUAUCGAAGCAAAAAGGGUCAAGUGUUGAGAAAUGUAUAGAUCUGAUCUGCCAGCGGGCAUUAGAUAAUCAUACUGUAUCUUCAUAACAUAGUCAUGGCGUAGAGAACUAUUAAACCUGGUUGCAGAAAUAUUAAAUUGAUACUAACAUUACACUAAUGUUCAAAUUUCAGAUCUGAUACCAUUAUAGUUUUGCUUCAAAAUAUUCAACAUAAAUUGAAAAAAGAUUCACUUAACAAACUGGGUGGACAUUACAUAGAGUAGCACAUCUGUUUAUAUGGGGAUGGCUAUAAAUUCAUUAUGUACAUAUUCUAAUGCUCUUCUGUAUCAUGCAGUAUUUUAAACUGAUCUUGUUGAAGGCAACAGUGUCGAUAUAAAAGAAAAUGGUAGAGAUUUAACCAACUGUUCAGCCAUCUUACAAGCAUAGUCUGUCUCUUGCAGGCUAUAUGUUAAAAGGCUCCUGCUGGUUUAACACAUGCAGCACAAUGCAAGCAUUUCUCAUGGAACUAAUUUAUUGGAUUCCUAAAUAGUUUUUAGAGCUUACAUUUGCUUCAUAAUGCCUUUUGCAUGACUUGAAUGUUUUCUUUAGAGGUGUGAAAAAAGUCAACAGAUGACUUAACACGCUAAAUGCAUCUUAAGAAUUGUGAAUGUUGGCUUGAAUAUUAGAAAUAGGCUGCAGUUUACUAUAUGACAGUGCUAAAAAAGUUGCUAAAGCUUGUUUGUUGUGUGCUGUGAUGUUAAUUUAGAAACAAUAUGUAAAUAGAAUCAAGUUUUAAUACAGACCUAUUGUUACUUUGUUCAGAUAUGCUAAGUACAAUUUUUCUUUUCUUUUUUAAUUUUAAGGUCUGCUAAAAUGUCAAUGUUUAACUGUCAUAAGGCCUUCUACUUACAAGUGCCAGGAUCUUUUUUGUAAUUUGAUAUAUUUUAUAUUUAAUGUAAUUUUCAGUUCACUUUUUAAUUUUGAGUGGAACGUAAUAUAAAACAUAUUUUUGUACUUUUUGUUUUCACCUUUUUUCAUAAGUGCAUUGCACAAUAAAACUUUUUUUAUCUUUAAA
Messenger RNA from Rhineura floridana, 5438 nucleotides. It is a transcript of the gene CCP110, whose product is annotated as centriolar coiled-coil protein 110. The record is from RefSeq and is a predicted model, not a curated record. Gene Ontology annotation, cellular component: centriole. The transcript is spliced from 14 exons. Gene Ontology annotation, biological process: centriole replication; regulation of cytokinesis; centrosome duplication. NCBI's taxonomy places the organism in Eukaryota, Metazoa, Chordata, Lepidosauria, Squamata, Rhineuridae. Bases 298 to 3261 code for a protein of 987 amino acids.